UUAGGAGACUGCCGAAACCACUGCCAUAUCGCUACGACCAUUAAAUCUACCUGUUGCACGUGCGAAUCUGACUUGCUGCCAACUGAAUGUGUACGCAAAUGUAUAGAAGAGGGAAAAUAUGAUUGUAAUAGCUGCGUUUUGUACGAUGAUAUGAAAUACCUCUGUUCUGGAUGCAAUGAAUAUGUUAAUCAAACUACUGGUGAAUGUAAAUCUUGUCCUGAUGGAUGUGUUUCUUGUUUCGACGAUACAUUUUGUUACGUCUGUAUAAACGGCUUGUAUGGUAAAAUCUGUAAUAAAAAAUGUGGUAACUGUGUAACUGAUUCGCGAGGCAAUAUGGAUUGUGAAGUGACCGGCAUAUGUACUCGUGGGUGUGCAGAUGGUUAUUACGGUCUCCAUUGCGAUCGUGUAUGUGGACAUUGUUUACCGGACGAUUUCAAUGUAGUAAAAUGUCUUCUUUACACUGGAUACUGUGCUAAAGGUUGCGUUGAUGGCUAUUACGGUCGACGCUGUGACAAGAAAUGUGGAAAGUGCCUACCUGAUGAUAAUGGGGCAGUUAAAUGUGACAUAGACACAGGAAUUUGUUUCAAUGGUUGCAUCGCAGGUUACUUUGGAAAGACCUGUGAUCGAAAAUGUAACAGUAACUGUCUUCAUUCAGCCACAAAUAUAAAUGUAUGCAACGUGUUAUCGGGAAAAUGCAUUUAUGGUUGUGUGUCAGGCUGGUAUGGUGAUGUGUGCAAUAAAACUGCAAUAUGCAGCGGGACGUGUUCUAAAAGAUCCUGCAGUCGAACAUCGGGUUUCUGUGACAAAGGAUGUGUUCAAGGUUGGUAUGGUAACACAUGCAAUAAAACUUGCAGCGACAUCUGUCUUCUAAGCUCCUGCAAUCAACAUUCGGGCUUAUGUGAAAAAGGAUGCGUUUCUGGUUGGUAUGGUGAUACAUGCAAUAAAACGUGCAGCGAUACAUGUACUUCUAGCUUAUGCAAUCAAAAAUCGGGCUUUUGUGAAAAAGGAUGUGUUUCUGGUUGGUAUGGUGACAAGUGCAAUGAAACGUGCAGCGAUACAUGUUUAUUUAGCUCCUGCAAUCAAAAAUCGGGCUUCUGUGAAAAAGGAUGUGUUUCUGGUUGGUAUGGGGACUUGUGCAAAGAAUCAUGCAGUAGCACCUGUUAUGACAAGACAUGUGACCAAUAUUCAGGUCACUGUUACAAUGGGUGUGCGUCCGCAUACUAUGGAGACAUGUGUGAAUUCAACAGCGUUGACACUUGUAAAGAGCGCAUUUGCGACAGGGAAACAUCACAAUGUUUGCGGGGAUGUGUAGCAGGAUAUCAAGGAGCAUUCUGUAAUAUGACAAUGGAAACUGGAGCUGAUUCUGUUUUAGUAAGCAUUACGGGCAGUCUGGCUGGAGUUAUAAUAAUACUUGUAUUUGGCUUGAUUCUUUGGCUGUUAAGAAGAGUAGUCCUCAAAGGCAAGCGUUAUGGCAGCCUUCAGAUGUUUACCAGUAACACAACUGGGUCAAUAUAUGACGAGAUAAGAGAUACAAAUGACAAAACAGAGGAACGCUGUGUUAAUGAGAGCCAUUCAUACAUGGAAAUUGAUGGUGCCCUUCCAUGGAGUAUUAAUGAAUCUAGGUCCAACGUGCGCAACUCUUUAAAUGAUGAUUUAGCUGAUAGUUCUGCAUCAACUCUUGCAACUGUAGAAAACAUUAAAGGCACUCCGCUGUUUUGUGCGAACGCUCUCAACAUGUCUGCGUUGCACUCGGAAGACAAUCAAGAUAAUAUAAGCAUCGGCGAUGAAACUCAGAUAUCCAGUUUCAUUUCUUCUGAUGAGGAUCAUAGAAAAGGAUCAAACCGAUCAAGAAAAUAUUAUGAAAUACCUGAAAAUAUACCUGGUGAAAAUCAUAAAGUUGAAAGUAACCAUACCAUUGAAGGCUAUGAAAUUCCUAUAUCAAGUGCAAGUAGUAGUGUUCGGAAAGCCAAAGCUCUUGAAGCAGGCGAUGCAAAUCUAUCAAGACAAUGUAACAGAAAGACUGACGUAGCUACAAGCCAAACGAUAGAUUCAAAGAAAACACAGAACAAACAAUUGAUGUCCAAAAGAAAUAAGGCAAAAGAUGCAAAUGACAUUAACCAAGCACCUCAAAAGUCUAAAGAAGAUACAUGCAACACAAAUCCUUCUAGAUUUAAUAUGGAAAUGCAGUUUGAAACACAUCAAACGCAGGAGGAGAUACCUGAAGGAGACAGUGACAGCUUAAAUUAUAUACAUCCAGUGAAUUGAAAAAAUAAUAGAAUUCAAAACAAGAAUUACCUUCCCUUUCGAAAUAAGACAAGGGAGAAAUAAGUUUCAGAAGUAUCUAGAUACACCCUUGCAUUAGGGUUAAUUAGGAAAAUUUCAAUGGAAACCAAAUGAUUUGAUAAAGUAUUCUAUAUCAAUAUAUAUAUCAUCAAAAAAGAAUUCUAAUAUUUAAAUACGUGCUACCUGGCAUAAAGAGGUGUCAGACUUGAAGACGUAAUUUGUAUUCUGAGAUACAGCGCAUGUUCGUCGUACAAUGUUUUUACAGUUGGAAGUUACGUUUCUCUAUUAAAUUGAUGCAGAAGACACUUCUAAAAAGCCCACUUGGAUUGAGCUGUUUAGAUAUUUGUCUUCUUGCUUCUUGUUUUUUUCCUUAUUUCUCUGCUUUCUUCAAAGUGCUUUUUUGCACAUGUAUUAAAACGUCCGGUUCAUUAUUCUCUGAUAAAUGAAGUUCAGCAUUAUUCUGAUUUUCAAGUUUUAACACUUACUCUGCUAAGUUUCUGUAAUAAACUUGUCCAUAUUUGUUUGGGACAGUACGAUUAACUGUUAAAAGGGGUGCAUACCAAAACAUACUGACUGAAUGGUGAACAGAGUAGAUCAUGCAAAGGCAGAAUCAAUCGUGUCCAGCAUGAUAAGGGUAAA
Mercenaria mercenaria is the source of this 2922-nucleotide messenger RNA. RefSeq names its product multiple epidermal growth factor-like domains protein 10. Gene Ontology annotation, molecular function: scavenger receptor activity. The transcript is spliced from 4 exons. The record is from RefSeq and is a predicted model, not a curated record. Bases 151 to 2265 code for a protein of 704 amino acids. NCBI's taxonomy places the organism in Eukaryota, Metazoa, Mollusca, Bivalvia, Venerida, Veneridae.